Lactuca virosa is the source of this 486-nucleotide messenger RNA. The record is from the annotation of a GenBank genome assembly. NCBI's taxonomy places the organism in Eukaryota, Viridiplantae, Streptophyta, Magnoliopsida, Asterales, Asteraceae.
AUGGCGAGAGUGUUUGCGAUCGAACAACUCAACCAGCUACGUGAAAUUUUCACCCGAUUCGACAUGGAUUCCGACGGUUCCCUCACAUACCUAGAACUGGCGGCUCUCCUCCGUUCUCUAGGUCUGAAACAUUCCGGUGACCAGAUCUAUGUACUCUUCAAUAAUAUGGAUUCCAAUGGGAAUGGUGCUGUCGAAUUUGAAGAACUGGUGAGCGCCAUGUCCAUUGAUGUGAAGACCGAAGAAAUUCUUCUCAAUCAAAAACAACUCAUUGAGGCUUUUCAUUCGUUUGAUCGAGAUGGACAUGGAUUCAUCACGCCUGCGCAGCUUGCCAAAUCAAUGGCAAAGAUGGGUCAGCCAUUGACGUAUCGUGAACUCACCGCGAUGAUCGAAGAAGCUGAUGUUGAUGGCGAUGGUGUCAUUAAUUUUAAAGAAUUUUCAAGAAUAAUGGCAAAAUCUGCAGCUGAUAUCUUUGGAGUUCAUGUUUGA